Messenger RNA from Zychaea mexicana, 1341 nucleotides. RefSeq lists its product as uncharacterized. NCBI's taxonomy places the organism in Eukaryota, Fungi, Mucoromycota, Mucoromycetes, Mucorales, Lichtheimiaceae. Bases 124 to 1251 code for a protein of 375 amino acids. The transcript is spliced from 2 exons. The record is from RefSeq and is a predicted model, not a curated record.
CGAGAGGACCCCUCUGGAACUUCCUUUCAAUUACUUGCUCUUUUUCUGUCUUUUUUUCUCAUAUUUAACUUGUAUCAUCCCCCUUUCCCCUCUUUUAUCUUUUUUUGCAUACAUUCACAAACGAUGAAGUUUUCAACGUCAGCAUGCUUGUUAUUUGCACUUGUCCUUUUACAGAUAUCCGCCAUAGUCACAGGCCAGCUACUGGGUGGCGACGGUGGUCUUCUAGGAGGCGACAGCAGCGAAAGCAGUGCUGGUGGCGACAGUGGCGGCGCAUCAGCUACGCAAGAAGAACAGCAGCCAUCAAAUACUGAAAAUUCGUCGCAACCUAGCGAAAGUGCUGCAGCCCCAGCAGAAUCCAGCUCUGGUGGCGAUAACAAUAACAAUAGCGACGCAGCAGCGCCAACCGAGUCAUCCUCUUCCUCCGAUAAUAACAAUAAUAACAAUAACAACAAUGAUAACAACAACAACAACAACAGCAACAAUAACCAAGCAACACCCACAUCAUCUUCGGACAGCAACAAUAGCAAUGACAACAACAAUCAGAACGGUUCCUCGAGCAGUGGAAACAAUAGUAACAGCAACAGCGGUAGCGGUGACAGCAAUAACAAUGGUAAUAACAAUAACAGCGAUGGCUCUUCAUCCGGUGGCACUUCCUCCAACGAUUCUGGAUCAUCUUCGGACACGCAUGGUGGCAGCAGCGAUAACAGCAACAACGACGGCGGUGGUGUCGAUACUGCCACGGUUGCUGGCUCAGUCGUCGGUGGUGUUGUUGGUAUCGCUUUGAUUGGCGGAAUUAUCAUGUGGAUCAGUCGACGCGGUGGAUGCACAAAACGCACAGGUCGUAGCCGACGAGACGGGUUCCAACAACACCAUCAGCCGGAUGACUUUAUGGACAUGUCUGAUGCCUCCUAUGCAGCACCUGCGCCUAUCGCUGCCUCGCAUUUAAACCAACAGCAAGCUCGACCUUUCAUUCCACCCACCUCUUCUGCGGGCACUGAUGGUGUUGGUGGUGGUUAUACCGACUUGACUUCUGUCGUCACAUACAACGACACUCCUUAUACCUAUUCCGAUCACCCACAACAACAAGAGUACUAUCCCUAUGUCCAGGCACAGGAUCCUGGCUAUAUGGCAGCGGCUGCAGCAUCUGCACCACCCGUAGCGGCGGCAGCAAUGGCUCCGGUUGUUGCUGGCGCUGGCGCUGGCUCAAAACCCGAUGAAGUUGAUGUUCAGUACAAACCCAAUGCAGCAUAAUUUGCACAUGUAUCUAUUUUGUAACAUAUAGACAACAAAAACAAUCAAUAAAGUUUACCAUGUGCCCUAGCUCCUCGGGCUUCAUCGUAC